GGCGCUGCUCCCGCCGCCGCCGCGCGCCCGCAGCGGCCCCGCUAGCCCCCCCUCACCGCCAUUCCGCCCCAAAACUUUCCGUUUCCCCCUUCCCACUCUCCGGGACUUCCUUGUGCCGCCCGUGCGCGCGGAGGGGGGGGGGGAGGAGGCGUGUGCGGCGGCGGCGGCGGCGAGGGGGGAUUCGCAGCCUCCUGGCAGGCUUGCCGGGACCCCGGGGGAAGAGGAGUUGCACCAUGCGCGGCAAGUGAGGGAAAGUCUCCGCCAGCAGCAGCGCCGCCGCCCCCCGCAGAAGUUGGGGCUCUCCCCGCCCGCGGGAGCGGGAGCUGUGCCUUUAACGCCCGCUGCGCCGCGAGCCCUCUCAGCUGUCAGAUGCAGUGAUCUCCAUGGUAACUCAAACCCCCAGACUCUUGACAGCAGCCUGCGAGGAGCAGCAUUCAGCAGCUCAAGGGUCUCACGACCAGGUUUCUCCCACUCGGCCUUUACCUUCGGUAUCGAGAGCCACAUCAGCCAGUCCAAUAUCAACGGAACACUAGUGCCACCUGCCGCACUCAUCUCCAUCCUCCAGAAGGGGCUCCAGUAUGUGGAGGCUGAGAUCAGCAUCAAUGAAGAUGGUACAGUAUUUGAUGGCAGGCCAAUAGAGUCCCUGUCUCUGAUAGACGCGGUGAUGCCUGAUGUCGUUCAGACCCGACAGCAAGCGUUCAGAGAGAAGCUAGCGCAGCAACAAGCCAGCGCUGCAGCAGCGGCAGCAGCCACGGCAGCCACAGCGGGAGCUACGACAACUGCUGUUUCCCAGCAGAACACACCAAAGAACGGAGAAGCCACUGUGAAUGGAGAGGAGAAUGGGGCACAUGCAAUAAAUAAUCAUUCAAAGCCAAUGGAAAUUGACGGGGAUGUUGAAAUUCCUCCUAACAAAGCAACAGUCCUUCGGGGCCAUGAAUCAGAGGUGUUCAUCUGUGCCUGGAACCCUGUCAGUGACCUGCUAGCAUCUGGAUCUGGAGACUCAACGGCCAGGAUAUGGAAUCUCAAUGAAAACAGCAACAGCGGUUCCACUCAACUAGUUUUGAGGCACUGUAUAAGAGAAGGAGGGCAUGAUGUCCCCAGCAAUAAGGAUGUGACUUCAUUGGACUGGAAUAGUGAUGGAACACUAUUGGCUACAGGCUCAUAUGAUGGUUUUGCAAGAAUAUGGACAGAAGAUGGUAACCUUGCAAGCACCUUAGGUCAACAUAAAGGUCCAAUAUUUGCCCUGAAAUGGAACAAAAAGGGGAAUUAUAUUUUAAGUGCUGGUGUUGAUAAAACAACAAUAAUUUGGGAUGCUCACACAGGAGAAGCUAAACAGCAAUUUCCUUUCCAUUCAGCUCCUGCUCUGGAUGUAGACUGGCAGAACAACACUACUUUUGCCUCCUGCAGUACUGACAUGUGCAUUCAUGUAUGCAGACUUGGCUGUGAUCGUCCCGUUAAAACCUUUCAAGGACACACAAACGAAGUGAAUGCAAUCAAAUGGGACCCAUCUGGCAUGCUACUAGCAUCUUGCUCUGAUGACAUGACAUUAAAGAUUUGGAGUAUGAAGCAAGAUACCUGUGUACAUGAUCUUCAGGCUCACAGCAAAGAGAUUUAUACUAUCAAAUGGAGCCCUACAGGACCAGGCACCAGCAACCCAAACUCCAACAUCAUGUUAGCAAGUGCUUCGUUUGAUUCCACUGUUCGGCUGUGGGACGUUGACCGAGGAGUCUGCAUCCAUACAUUAACAAAGCAUCAAGAGCCUGUCUACAGUGUAGCUUUUAGUCCUGAUGGAAAAUAUCUAGCCAGUGGGUCCUUUGACAAAUGUGUCCAUAUAUGGAAUACUCAGAGCGGAACUCUAGUACAUAGCUACAGAGGCACCGGGGGCAUCUUUGAAGUCUGCUGGAAUGCUAGAGGAGACAAAGUGGGAGCAAGCGCAUCAGAUGGAUCGGUUUGUGUUCUAGAUCUGCGGAAGUAAAAGUGAAAUGUUUUAGAAGAAAUUUCAAAUGGACCAGCAGUGAAUGUGUGGGGAGAAGCACUCUUCAAAACUAUUCUUAACAGCUCCAGAACUGUACAAACUUGAACGAAGUUAGAGUGUACCAUGAAACCAACUCUCCCUGGCCACAGGUGACUUGUAUUUUGUCCGUAACCUUCAUCAAGGAGUAAAAACGCAGUCACUUCAGAGGGGGAGGGAAUGGUUUCCACCUGGAACAUUCAGCCUUGGAAGCAUGAAGCCACCAGCUAGGCAUUGCACUGUUUGGUUUGCAUCUGAGAACUUACUCUGAUGGCUGGGGAAAAAAAAGCUGUGCCAAAAAAAAUUAAUAAAAAGGAAAAAAAAAAAAAAGGAAAAAAAAAAGAAAAAUGCUGUGAUAAACCAAAAGGGAAAAAAAUCCUCCUCCAUGCGGUGUUGUAUUUUUUCCUUCCAAUUUGGACACUACAGUUGCUCUCCCAAAGGACGUUCAAAGACCAGUUUGUACUGAUGAAAUGCUCAACUUUGUAAUCACAACACUUUCUAUUUUCUAGACUACUUUUUUUGUUCAGUGGUUUUUCUAUCAGCUGGAAUAUUACAGCCUGGAGGAUCCCAGGCUUAGGGUGAAACUUUUGUUUUGCUUUUAUUUCUCCCUUCCACUCCCAACUUUUCCUUCCUUUUUUUUCUCCUCUUUCUUUUUGCCCCCUUUUUUUUUUUCUCUUUUCCCUGUAUGCCCAUAGUAGAUGCAGCCAGGUGGACAUGACAAUGAAAAUUUUUGACAGACUGCUUCUCCUCUCUUCUAUAUCUUCCUUUUCGUUUCUUUCUCUCACUUUAAAAGAAAAAAAAAUCCUCCAUGCUUCAGAUCUUAGCGUCUCAAGGGCACUUUCAGCAAAUUGUGUAAUAAGUGCUUUAUAUAAGAAUGCAGUGCUGGGGAAGAUUUUUACAGGAGAAAGAUGACUUUUAACAGAAAGAACCCAGUGUAUUUUUGGAAAAAAAAUAUUUUUUAUGUUAAACAGUUUUAAAAGCCUAAAAUGGCCACAAAAUAGACCAGUUGUGUAAUUCAAGCAAAAAGAAUGACACAGAGUCCAGGGAACAUGAAAGGCGCAGUAUCCUUUUUCUCUCCUCUCUCAGAAAGUGCUGUAAGAAAAAAUGGUGUUUGAUACAAAAAAUACCAGUCCUUUACUAAGGUCCUUUUCCAGCAGCCAGCUAUUUACAUAGUCUCAUUUCUUUUUUUUUUUGGCUGUUUGAUGAUGUAAACUUAUUCAAAGAGAUUCAGAAGCCUGAGACUAUGAAUAUAGCAUUCAUUUUCUCUAGUCCAUAUUUUUGUUUGUUUUCAGUAACCAGGAGAAAAUGCUUGUGUAUCUGCUUUCCUCUAAAGAUAAUUCAGAUUUUGACAGAACACAGGUUUGGCCACCUGUGGCCUUGCUGAGCAGUGCUGUCUUCCACUAUUCAUUAUUCCAGUAAGUCACUGGGGUUUUACCACUGACUUAAUGAGACCAGUUGAACUGAAAUAUGUUGACUGCCACUGUCACUGUUGAAGAAUGGACUCUUGCCAAGCUCCUGUCCAUCCAUGGACCACACACACCAAGAAGGCGGCUGUGCCAUUGCGGCGGGUGGUGCUGCUGUCACCCUCAGCCAUGCAUGUGCUGCAUCCUGCAAGGAAAGCUCUGGGUCUGCACUUGGAGGCUCACUGUCUGCCUCCAAGACAGGUUUAGCCUCGAGGGUGUCCUCAGUGUGGUGCUUAGGAGCCAACCUUGAAUUCAUUAGGUGAUGACAUCAUAAAGGAUAUAUAAGUUCUAUCUCAACAUGUAAACCACUAUAAAGUUGCAGGGGGUGAAAUGACCAGAAUGACCAUGGAGAGUUGCCAAGCACCACCUAUCCACUUUGGACAAGAUUUCCUUACUGCAACCCUGACACCUGCACAGAUGCCAACUGAAGACUGCAUUACUCUAAUUAAGGAAAUGGUGAAUGCAAAGAAGGACAUAUAGGCAGAGUUUACUGGAAGUGCUGUAAACUAUAAGGCAGCCUUGGGGUGGUGUCAGACAUUACUUAGAUCCUCAGAACUGGCCAGGUCACACAGGUGUCUUCUCUAGCCCACAGCCUAGGCUAGGAUCUGUAGGAGAGAGAAAACAGGCCACAGACCUCUUAACAGAUCUAGAACCUUCCUGCCCAAAGUCUCUGUAACAUGGCAUCUUACCCUUGGUUUGACCACAGCUGCUGAAGGUUUGAUUUGAUCUGAGCAAAUCCAGAGCCCUCAGGCUGAACUGGUGGUGUGAGACCUGCUGAGCCCCAGGGCAUCAUCAUGGAAUCUGAAGACUAUCUUUUAUUGGGAGUUUUCUUCUCGUUAUGCUUGCAUCUGUAGGGGAUCUUAGUCCUGCCAGUGAAACUAGCCACUGCCAGCUUCAGCUGCAUUUCUUAAAGAUAUACCUUUGGAAAGGAGAAAAGAAUGGAAAGAAGUAAUUGCUAAAAGUAUUACUUAGUCCUGAGGUGAAAACAGUUAUGUGGGAUUUUGGUUAUUAGUGAUAGUUAGGCUUGUUUGUAAUUUAUCUCAAAUAAUUGAAUGCCAGGCAAUAUCAAGGAUUAUUUUUGGUGUUAGAUGCUUUUAUGCAUUGGUUUUAGUUUUCUGCACCAAGAGCAUGGCUGUAGAUCACCAUGUGGCAGUUUUGCACUCUUGUAUAGAUAACCACAUGUACCUGCCAAUUUAAAGUCACUACUUUUUAAAAGAAGAGAGGACUUGCUCAACGAGAGUCUUGAAUACAAAGGCGUAAUGUGGUUUUAUAAAGCACGGUUUGGACAAUAAUUUGAUUGCAGUCACUGCAUGUAAACAGUUAAAUUCCUACGCUGCUUUUUGGUGGCAUUUCUGAGAAUAACAAGCAGAAGUUGCUGGUCUGUGGGAGAGCAGCACUGAUGGGGCUCUGGCCUUGCCUCUGUCCCUUGAGUGACACCUGAAUAGGCCAGACCUCAGGAUUUGAAGAGAUUAAUUUGCUCAAUGCUGCAUGACUGGCUGGCUCCACAGCCUGUGUUUCAUAGUUGUUCCCAGGAUAGCUACUGUAGAUAACAGGGCAGUGUCCGUGACGCCUGUUCCUUUUCCUUUUUUUUCCAUUUUUUUAAUUUGUCAGAACAGCACUUUCUCUCUGCUUUCCUACAUGGAGGUAAGAAGCCAAGAGAAACAACAUUUGAAUAUCAGUUGGUUUGCAAAGCUCAUGUGUGAGAGAGGCUGCUGCUCCAGAAAAUUUUUUAUAUGGACCACCUGAGUUACAAGCAAUGUAUGUGAGGAGCUAAGAAAAUUCACUUUUCUUCCCCUCCACAGCUAAAAUGAGAGCUAUUAAGGAAGACAGAAGGUAUAGUUGCAAAGGUUAAUCUUAGCCUUAGGAUGUGGUUUCUUCGGGACAUGGACAGUGGGGGGAGAGGCUUUUCGAGGCUGUAGUUCAAGGUGGAUGUCUCAGCCUAGAUCUGCAGCACUGUGCUCCUAGGAACUUUCCCUCCCCUCCAGCAGCAGCGCAUUCCCGAGCUGGCGGAGCCUCUCCACGACUCCCCUGCAGCAGAACUGCGCAAAGCAACAGCCCAGGGGACUUCCUAAGAUUUCUUCUUAGAAUUUUGUUUAUAGUUCUUUGUAACAGAAGAGAAAUGGAAAAACCUAAGUGACCAAACAGGAUUGAGAAACGACCCAGAGACUUGCUGGAUUUUUAUUAUUGCUGGCUGUCUGGAACUGGCCUGGAAGUGAAAAAAACCCAGUUUCUGAAAAACCACUAUACUCUGUGGGUUAGAAGGAUACUGAAUCUUUUAUGUAGAAAACACUGGGUCCCUUAUGGGGCAAUAAAGGGCCUGACUUACAGGGUUAUACACACAUUAACCCCAUGCUACAUCUUAGAAAUUUCCUUUUAAUUUGUUUAAAAAAAAAAAAAGAAAAAAAUAGCUAAUUUUAGAGCCAAGUGAAGUGCACUUUGUCAAAUGUAAGGGUCUGCUUUGUUUUUGGGUUUCUUUUUCUUUUUCCCUUUUUAAUUUUUCCUCCUUUUUUUUUCCUCUUACUGCCUUUUUAAAAGAUGUGGUUCUUUGUCAAUUGCAGAAAUGUUCUUUCAGCCACUCACUGAAAUUCUGAAUUCUGGCUUCUGCAGUUUUUAUUGUCUGUGUCAGACUUGCAGCCAGACUUGGUUCUCAUUUAAGCAUUUCCCAGGUUCUGUUGAAACAACAUCAACCCUUAUUUUGUUUCUCCCCCACCCACACUUUCUUCAAAUUCACCUUGUGUAUUGUAGCUCAUUUGUUUUAAGGAGAGAAUCAACAGAUCAUAUUCAGUGUCUUGAAUAAAUUGCUAUAUUUUGAUAUUAGAGAA
This is a messenger RNA of Corvus hawaiiensis (hawaiian crow), 6296 nucleotides long. It is a transcript of the gene TBL1X, whose product is annotated as transducin beta like 1 X-linked. Bases 665 to 1975 code for a protein of 436 amino acids. Gene Ontology annotation, cellular component: histone deacetylase complex. Gene Ontology annotation, biological process: regulation of transcription by RNA polymerase II. The transcript has 15 exons. Lineage: Eukaryota; Metazoa; Chordata; Aves; Passeriformes; Corvidae. The record is from RefSeq and is a predicted model, not a curated record. Gene Ontology annotation, molecular function: transcription corepressor activity; protein binding.